Messenger RNA from Grosmannia clavigera kw1407, 2010 nucleotides. RefSeq names its product signal sequence receptor alpha. Bases 1 to 2010 code for a protein of 669 amino acids. The transcript is spliced from 2 exons. NCBI's taxonomy places the organism in Eukaryota, Fungi, Ascomycota, Sordariomycetes, Ophiostomatales, Ophiostomataceae. Gene Ontology annotation, biological process: SRP-dependent cotranslational protein targeting to membrane. Gene Ontology annotation, molecular function: GTPase activity; GTP binding; ATP hydrolysis activity. The record is from RefSeq and is a predicted model, not a curated record. Gene Ontology annotation, cellular component: signal recognition particle receptor complex; endoplasmic reticulum membrane.
AUGUUGGACAGCUUUGAAAUCGUCACCACCUCGGGCGUGGUUCUCUGGUCGCGCAACUACGCCUUUGUCAGUCCUGCGAUAGUCAACAAGUUUAUCACCGACGUGUUCAUCGAAGAGAAUGCCUCUGGGGCUGUCACGAAAGAGGAGAUCGCCUCGGGCAGCAGCCAUGCACCAUACCUGGCCGACCAGUACGCGGUCAAGUGGGCCUUUGUGAAGGACCUGGGCAUCAUCUUUGUGGCUGUCUACAAGUCGCUCCUCCACCUGUCGUGGAUCGACAAGCUGGUCGAGAACAUCAAGACCAUCUUUGCCAGCCUGUACGGCGAACAGCUCACGCGGCCCCACACAACCAUCGUCGAGUGCGCGCGCUUCGAUAACUACUUUGAUCAGCAGAUGAACGAGCUCGAAGGCGGGCCUGCGUCAACGGACACACGACCGCUCAAGACCGAUGCAGCUCGACCCAAGGGAGUGCUGACCGACGAUAACUCGGCCGGGUCCACGCCCAUCGACACGCCGGUCACCUCGAGGCCGUCGACGCCCGGCGGCAGCGGCAGCGGCAGCACAGAUGCAGCGCCUCGCUUUGCCGGCGGCAGUAGCGGCACGACAACAUCAGCACAGCCGAGCCCGCUGGCCAAGGUGUCCAGGCGGGCGCGCAAGGCGCAUCACGUGGCCGCUGCCGGUACAUCCUACUCGAGCGACGAGGCAGUGCGCAAGCAGCAGAAAGACAAGACGGCCAAGACGGCCAAGAAGGGACGCAAGUGGGGGGCCGACGGCAUGGCAGACGAGGAGGACGACAUUCAGCUGGACUAUUCGACGCUGGAUGCGGCAGACAAGACGACAGCUGUGCGGUCGUCCGCGCUCGAGCAGGUGGACGCAGCCACAUGGGGGUCCAAGACGUCCAAAGGACAGUUCGUGCUCAAGGACCUGGACAGCGAGGUACACUCGAUCCUGGCGGAUGCGGCGGCCAGCAAGAAGGCGGCGUCGCAGGCCAAAGCUGAGGCUGCGGCCUCGACCUCGGGUGCCGGCGGUCUGUUGGGGUCGGGGCUGAGUACGAUAGGCGGCCUGUUCCGCAACGUGGUCGGCGGCAAGACGCUGACGCGGGAGGACCUCGACAAGGCCAUGAAGGGCAUGGAGGACCAUCUGCUGCGGAAGAAUGUGGCGCGCGAGGCGGCUGUGCGGCUGUGCGAGAGCGUCGAGGCCGAUCUGGUCGGCGUGAAGACGGGCAAUUUCGAAAGUACAAAUGCCCGCGUCAAGACGGCCCUUGAAGCAGCCCUGACAAAAAUGCUGACCCCGACAUCGUCGCUGGACCUGCUGCGCGAAAUCGAUGCCGUGACAGCACCACCAGUCACCUCGCUGCGCAAGCCACGGCCUUACGUGAUCUCGAUCGUGGGCGUCAACGGCGUGGGCAAGUCGACGAACCUAUCCAAGAUCUGCUUCUUCCUACUGCAGAACCGCUACCGCGUGCUGAUCGCAGCCGGCGACACGUUCCGGUCCGGCGCUGUCGAGCAACUGGCUGUGCACGUGCGCAACCUCCAAGAGCUGACCUCACGUGAUCAAAACGGCUCCGCCGUCGAGCUCUACCAGCGCGGUUACGGUAAGGACGCGGCAGCCGUGGCUAAGGAUGCCGUCGCCUUUGCCGCCCAGAAGGGCUUCGACGUCGUGCUGAUCGACACGGCCGGCCGUCGCCACAACGACCAGCGCCUCAUGUCGUCGCUCGAGAAGUUUGCCAAGUUCGCCCAUCCCGACAAGAUCCUCAUGGUCGGCGAGGCUCUCGUCGGAACCGAUUCCGUUGCUCAGGCCCGCAGCUUUAACUCGGCUUUUGGCUCCAACCGUUCGCUAGACGGCUUCAUCAUCUCCAAGUGCGACACCGUCGGCGGCAUGGUCGGCACUCUCGUCAGCCUCGUCCACGCCACCAACGUUCCCAUCCUCUUUGUCGGCGUCGGCCAGCACUACUCGGACCUACGCAAUUUCUCGGUCAAGUGGGCGGUCGAACGGCUGCUGAGUAACGACUGA